CAAAUUUCAUGCUGCAGCUCUUCAAUUUCGUAUCUGUCCUAUUACGCUGAACCUGCGUUACAGCUCGGGGCUUGAGCGGAUAGCCCCCAAUGUUGCUUUAGUCGUAACGUAGAUCACUUUUGCUUGUUCUGCAUACAACACAGGCUCUAUUAGGACAGCUUACAAUGGCGGACGGCCAAGAAGCAAAGGCAUCGCUCGCCUUCACGUUUCAGAAAAAGAAAACUGUUCAAAAGGUAGCUGUCAACGUCGAAGAGCGUAAGAAUACUGGACAGCUGAUUACGGGCUUUGAUGGCGACAAAGUACAAGUCGUUGGCGGAGAUGCAGCGGUGACGGACAAGUCCUUUGUUAUUCCGAAGCUCGAAAACACCUUCAAGGCUGGAGUGGGCCCGAAGAAAUUUACUCCCACGUUCAAGCCACCUAGCGGCGACGUAGUCAAUGUGGGGGCUGGCGAGGACCGAUUCGUCCAGGCAGCGUCAACGGUGCCUGUGAUCACCGAGUAUGGGCUGCAGCUGCGGGAGGCGAAGCCCGAUGAUCGGCCAGCAGGUGGCGCAGGGGGCGGCACCACCGCCGCUGUGCUGGAGGAGCGAGCUUUUCACGAGGCCAUGGAGCAGCUACCGGAUGUUGCCGAUGAGGAGGCGUACGAACUGAUGCCCGUCGAGGAGUUUGGUCGAGCCAUGCUCCGCGGCAUGGGCUGGGAGGAGGGCAUGGGUGUUGGCCGCAACCGCCGCAAGGUGGACGCAAUCGAGUAUGUGCGGCGGCCGGAGCGGCUGGGUCUGGGUGCGCAGCCGGUGAAGCUGGGAGAGGACCCUAAGAAGCCCGUCAAAAUGGGUGACAAGCCACGCAAGCAGGACCUGGUGCUGCCACCGGAUGCCAACGGUCGCCAACGGAACGUCCGUACACUGGACGAGCAGCUCGUACCCCGCAACACGGUGCAGCCGGGCCCUAAGCCCGGCAAGGCGAUGCGCAUUCUGGCGGGGCCUCAUGCGGGGCUGGCGUGUACGGCACUGGAGGCGCUGCCGCAGCGGGAGGGCGGGCCAGAGCGCUGGCGUGUGCGGCUGUCCGCGAGUCAGGAGGAGGUGGAGGUGCUCCGUUCGGAGCUGGGGGAGGCCUGGGAGCGGGAGCGGGAGGAGGCGGGCGGCAGAGGGGAGGGGAGGGGCAGCCAGGAGCGGGAGCGCGGUGGCCGGGGCGGCAGCGGGAGUGAGGCGGCGGAUGCGGGGCGGCCCAGUGGCAGCGGGCGGGGCGACAGAGAGGACGGAGCGGCUGAUGCCAGGCGGGGCGCUUCGGACCGAGAGGGGCAGCGGGCGGAAGGGGAGGACCGGAGAGCACGGGAGCAGCGGCACGACCGAGACCGGGAUCGUGAUCGGGACCGGGACUUGGACCGGGAUUACGACAGAGGACUCGACAGAGACUACCGUGAUCGCCGUGAUGGGGACGAUGGUGGCGGCGGUGACCGCAAACGCAGGGAUCGAAACGAGGGCAGCGAAGAGCGCGAGAGGGAGCGGGGCGGCGAGGGGGAGGGCGAGGGUCGACGCAGCAAGAAGCAUCACAAACAUGAGAAGCGGGAUAAGCGGGAUGAGAAACGAGACAAGCGGGAGAAGAAGCGACACAAGUACUCCUCUUCGCGCGGGCGGGAUGCCGACAGCGGCAGUGGCGACAGCAGCGGUCGCGAGGAGGAGCAGCAGCAGCAGCGGGGCAGUGGGCCCACCUGGCUGUUCCCUAACAUCAAGGUUCGCAUCGUGGACAAGCGGGUUCGCGGCGGCAAGCUAUACCUCAAGAAGGGCACCGCGGUGGACGUGCACCCGGGGGGCAGCGCGGAUGUGGCGGUGGACGACACGGGGGACGUGCUGCGGCUGCCCGAGUCCUCCCUGGAGACGGUGGUCCCCAAGCACGCGGGCGCAGCGGUGCUGGUGGUGGGCGGGCCGCAGCGGGGGGCGCGCGGGCGGCUGCUGCAGGCCAGUGUGAGCGGCGGCGCGGCGGCGGUGCAGCUGGCGGCGGACUUCAGCAUCGUACGACUGCUGCUGGACCAGGUGGCGGCGUACGUGGGGGAGAUGGAGGAGGAGUGAGGGGAGUAUAGGGGUGUAGUGGCAUGAGGAGUGAGGUGGGAGGCGAGGAUGUUAAGAAGAUGGACUGCACGCAGCGGGCGUGUCCGCAUGCCGCAUGUAAGGAGGGAGGCGGAGGAGGAAGGGGAAUGAAGGGGCAAUGAAGGGGAGCUGCUAGGGAUGGGGGCCAACGUCGUUGUUGGUAGCUGCUAACCCGGUCAGGGGCGGAGUCAGGGGCCGGCCUUGCGAGGCUGAAGAGGGAAGACGGCAUCACGGGUGCCGGGUGGGGUUCAGACGCGGAGGGCUGGAGGAAGGGGGUAGGUGAUGGAAUGCCGCGGCUCGUGAUCUGAUGUGAACACUCGCAUGUGUGAACUCAAUCCUUGAAGCAUUGACGGCUGCGGCAGCGCAUUUUGGCACCGUACUCUUGCAUGCCAUGCUGGGAUAUGUAUCUCGAAAAGCUGGGCGGUGUACGUGGUGGUAUGUGGUACACGUAUCGUCGCACGGGCACGGGGCGCUCCUCUCAGUAGUCCCAUGUACUGGUGUGUUGCGGUCGUAAUGUCAGCAUCGUAAGCAUGCAGCUGCCGUACAAGAGACUUACAAAACAGUACGACUGGUAUAGUCCGGUCCUCGCACUCCAUCCAGGACAGACGGCAGUAUGAAUGCGCGCACCAUGUGG
Astrephomene gubernaculifera is the source of this 2715-nucleotide messenger RNA. The record is from the annotation of a GenBank genome assembly. NCBI's taxonomy places the organism in Eukaryota, Viridiplantae, Chlorophyta, Chlorophyceae, Chlamydomonadales, Astrephomenaceae.